AUGCCGUCUGAUUCACACCUUAUGGAUGAGAGUACUCCACCUGGGAGUUUCCUGAACCCUCCCCUCACGCCGCCGCCCACGGAAGAGAAAGAAUUGUCGAGAAGUGCUCAAGCCGUUCUGGACUGUUUAGAACUCCAUCGUGCAGGUCAAAGGCCACCACAGCCUUGGUGGCAGCACCGGCUGAUUCCGGACAGUUAUAGAGAGGUUUUGCGUCUGCUAGAUGGUGACGAAUCUCUUCGAGGUUACGUGGAAGACAAAGUAAGGCUUGACUACGACCCUUACCGGUCCCUUGUGACUAUCCGAAUGCCGGCUCCUCUCCAUGAUAUAUUUUGUGCCAGGGUAGUCUCUGAAAUUUUAGCCCAAUUGGGGAAGUUUCAACAGAGCGAUAAACCCUUCGCUGAUUUUGCGAGGAAGGUAGAUCAUAAAUCCACUACCCGAAUUUGGCUGCCGAACAAUACAAAAAAUGGAGAGCGGACUCGUUCUGAACGCAGCCCAGAUGCAUCAUUUAAGCACGAGCAGGCAAAAUACCCCGGUGUUAUUAUAGAAGUGUGCUAUACGCAAAAAGUUCGAGCUGCGGCGGACUUAGCGGAUGAUUACAUCUUGGACACCAAUGGGAACGUGAAAGCGGUGAUUGCCCUCAACAUUGAGUAUAGAGGGUCUAAAAAAGCGACUAUAUCCAUCUGGCGACCAGAGGAUAUAACUGUGGAUGGCGUGGAGGAACUUCAGGCGAUCGCUAAGGUCGAAGCGCUGCCUUUUCGAACAGAAUCUGGACUUCCAGCCGAAGAACCAGCUGAGGGACCAGCAUUCAGGCUGUCGCUUAGGGACUUUGCUCCCACGAGCAUCUCACAGGAGUACACUGACCUCGAUCAAUAUAUCUCUAUCUCCUCGAGGCAGCUCUAUGACUUUCUUUCAUACGCCGAAGCAGAACACCAACAAGAAUUGCUAGACGAAGGCAUCGUUGAUCCAUUUCCCCCCGGCAAGAGAAAGCGCCGUCGACUUCGAACUCCUCCUGAACACCUAAGUUCGGAAGAAGAACUCCCCGAGACGAUGAAAGCAAUCAAACGGGGGCGUCUAACGCGAGAUUCGUCCGGGCAAAGAGUCCGGGGACCUGAAAGCUGA
Penicillium verrucosum is the source of this 1119-nucleotide messenger RNA. RefSeq lists its product as uncharacterized. The record is from RefSeq and is a predicted model, not a curated record. Lineage: Eukaryota; Fungi; Ascomycota; Eurotiomycetes; Eurotiales; Aspergillaceae. The coding region runs from base 1 to 1119 and encodes 372 amino acids. The transcript has 3 exons.